AUGGACGAUGAACAUGAUACCACGAAGGAGAAGAAGAAGAAGAAGGGCUUCCUUGGCGGUAUUUUGCGCACUAGGAGCCUGGCGUCACGCGGGCUCAAGGCAUUUCGCCGUCGAGACGGUCCGCCUUUGCUUGGCGACCAGAGGAAGCAGGACAGGACGACGACGGGACAGGCGCCGCAUGAUGAAGCGCCGGCAAAGCUCAGAAACUUGCCGCGCAGGGAGUAUGGUAAUGGGGGUGAAGCGCAGCGCAGGGCCAAUGGCCUUGCGACGCCACGACGGCCCAAGGAUGAGGGUUCCGGACAGCGCAAUGGCGGUCAUGUGCCACGACGGGUCACCAUCGACGACGUGCCCCGGAACGGGGGAGGCCAUGUGCAGCGGAAAGUAAACGGCAACAGCAGCAUACCGCGCAGCAACGCUCGGACGAACAGACCGACGCCCGCGCCAUUGGCAGACGAGCAAGCGCCGUCUUCUAGGAGACGGCCGCGACGACCGAAACCUGCACCGGAAAACGAUGACGAGAAUCCGAGCCCGAAGAACAGGCCGCGCAAGGGGACAUCCGAAGAGGACAGAGCCGAGACGCCUCCACCGCCGACAUUGACGGAAUGGCCGCCACCGGGGUUAUCCAAACGGGAUGAGUUACUACCCCAACAUGCUAUCGAGCUUGUUGCCCGGGGCGCGCCAAUACAUAAAGGAUACAAGAGGGCCAUCCCUCAUGCACCAGACCAUUAUUACGCUCUGUACUCAACAACGUGGGGUGGCCGACCCGACGACACGGAUGCCGUGAGCCUCCACGACUCCAUGACAUCACUCAUGACGCUCCGUCUCCAAGGGCCGGGACGACCAGCCACGCCCUGGGAAUCCCUGGAGCAACCCAGCUGCGCCUUCAUCUACGGCCAACGGCCUGGAACUAUAACCCUCAACCAAUGGGUCUCGCUGUCUUCGUCCCUCCCCCCGACCAUUGCCCUCCGCGACUCAGGCGUCCUCCCCCGCAGCGUGGAUCUGUACCACGUCCUAGAGCGUCUGCGGGAGCUUCAGGAAGGGCUGGAAGACGACGACGAGAGCCUACUGUACAGAAUACUAUACAAGAGAAUCCUCCGCGACCCAGAACGCAUCCUGAACCCCCACAAGACACUCGACAAGCAAAUCACGGACUUGUUGCUCGUCCUAUCACGACCCGACUGGAUCGAUUUCACCGAGCCCAAGAACCAGGUCGUGACACGAUUUAUAUUCAGCCCCGAGGAAGCCAAUCCGGACGUAUACCGCAAGUUUUUCCAUCAGUUGCUUCUGAGUCUGGAGCUGGAAUUGAGAAUUCAUUCCAAGAGCCAUGGAGAGUGGGCGAGGGAGAGGCUGCUGGGACAGAUUCCGCCGACUAUAAGGUGGAAUUUGGCGCUGGCGAGGAGGUGGAGGGAGCAUGUGAGGGUGGAUGGGUUUGGGGACAAGCCUGAGCAGAGUGAGUUUUCAGCUUCAUUCCACCCACCCACGCCUGCCUGUGGCAUUUUCCCGUCGUUUCUCUUGCUCGGCUCAAAUGUGUCUUGUCUUGCGCCAUAUGCGUCGUGA
Molecule: messenger RNA, 1557 nt
Organism: Metarhizium album ARSEF 1941
Lineage: Eukaryota; Fungi; Ascomycota; Sordariomycetes; Hypocreales; Clavicipitaceae
Exons: 1
Coding region: 1-1557 (518 amino acids)
Source: RefSeq, a predicted model, not a curated record